AUGGCCCAGAUGCACUCGUCGGUGCCGGAUGGACUAGAUGCACUCGCCGGUGCCGGAUGGCCGAAAUGCACUCGCCGGUAUCGUAUAGCCCAGAUGCACUCGCCGGUGCCGGAUGGCCCAGAAGCACUCGCCUGUGCCGGAUGUCUGCAGAAGAUGUCGCCGUUUCCGGAUGAGAUUCUAGCAAACAUUCUUUCUCGAUUGCCUGUUAAGUGUCUGCUCCGUUCAAGGUGUGUAUCUAAAUCCUGGCUUGCCCUAAUCAGUACUUCAUAUUUCGUUAAAUUGCAUCUGAACCGAUCUGUCCAAACCAAGAGCAACCUCGACCUCCUCCUGUGGGACGGCGAUACCUAUAGGGUGGACUUUGAUUCCUUAGACGACACCGUUUUUCAACCUAUUGAUGUUGAUAACCAUCCGUUGAGGUGUUAUAAGAAUUACGAGACCCUUUGGGGCUCCUGUGAUGGUUUGCUUUGCAUGUCGAAUCCCAUUGGAGAUGUCAUUUUAUGGAAUCCUUCAACCAGGAAAUCUAUAAACUUGCCUUACACACCAACUGAAUUUUUCAGUGAGAAGAAAGUCUUAGAAAAUACUCGACGAGAGCGAGUUUAUCAACUUGGUUACGAUAACAUCAAUGGCGAUUACAAGGUGGUGAGACUUGUGGUACUUUAUGGGAGCCAAACUGGAAAUUCAAUAGCCGGGGGAGCUAUGCACUGGAUCUCAGAUGUGAUAUCGGAUUCAAAAAAAGAAAGCUCAAUUGUUGCCUUUGAUCUUGGGACUGAGAAAUAUAGAGUAAUUCCUCCACCACCAGAGUUUUUUGGUCUUGAUUCUUCUUUAUAUUUGGAUAAUUUAGAAGGGUGUCUUUCAUUAAGUUAUCAAUACCAAUCAAUGAGUGUAGAUGUAUUUUUGUUAAAGGAAUAUGGCGGGAAAAGUGAAUAUUGGUCAAAAUUUGUUACAAUAUCACCAACAAUUCCUUUUACAUCCGUUUACACUGUGAAACCUAUUGCCUAUUCAAAAUGUGGUAAGAAAGUACUCUUGGACCUUGAUUUUGAGAUACUUGUUUGGUAUCAUUUAGAGCAUGAUUCACUUGAGGAAAUUUGGGUUGAUGGUAUGAAAAAAUUCCUUGAUGUUCUCACUUGCGUGGAAAGUCUCGUCUCCGUCGAUGUUGCCGCAGAUGUAACCAAUUCCAAUGCUAAGAAAAAACUUCAUAAAAAAGAGGACAAUAACAUAUUUUGGGUUUUGCAGGAACAAUUACUUAUAAAAGGGGUUCAGUUUGGUGCUAUAAUUCCUAUCAGGCUUGUUCGGUAUAAUUUAGAGCAGGAGUCCGUUGAAGAAAUUAUGAUUCAUGGUAUGGAUCUAUUCAUUCAAGUUCUCACCUUCGUGGAAAGUCUGUCUAGCUCCGUCGAUGUUGCAGCAGCUGUAACCAAUGCUAAUGCUAAAAGAAUCUUCAUGAAAAAGAGGAUAAUAAUAUGUGAGUAA
Molecule: messenger RNA, 1467 nt
Organism: Impatiens glandulifera
Lineage: Eukaryota; Viridiplantae; Streptophyta; Magnoliopsida; Ericales; Balsaminaceae
Product: F-box protein CPR1-like
Exons: 5
Coding region: 1-1467 (488 amino acids)
Molecular function (GO): protein binding
Source: RefSeq, a predicted model, not a curated record